Sphaerulina musiva SO2202 is the source of this 1928-nucleotide messenger RNA. Its product is annotated as histidinol-phosphatase. Gene Ontology annotation, cellular component: cytoplasm. Gene Ontology annotation, molecular function: histidinol-phosphatase activity. The record is from RefSeq and is a predicted model, not a curated record. The transcript is spliced from 2 exons. Bases 239 to 1198 code for a protein of 319 amino acids. Lineage: Eukaryota; Fungi; Ascomycota; Dothideomycetes; Mycosphaerellales; Mycosphaerellaceae. Gene Ontology annotation, biological process: L-histidine biosynthetic process.
CGGUAAGGUACAUAAGGUAGGCAAGUAGGAGGUACAUUGCGAGCUUGACGUUGAUGACCGGGGUGAGGUGCCGUUGAAUCGGGAGAACCCUGCUAGGAACAAUCGCACAGUGCACUCGACCCUCCCGUCGUAGCUUACAUCCAUGUAGCCUGGCCUGGCCCUGUAGUUCUACUUCUCAUCUUCACUUCAACGCUAGCACACACUACCCGCCGCUUCUUCUACCUGCGACAAUCAGAAUAUGCCCUUCUCGCAUCAUUCCCACUCGGGUCAGUUCUGCGGCCAUGCCACCAAUACUCUGGAAGAGGUCGUCCAGAAGGCCAUCAGCCAGGACAUGUCCACGCUCUGCAUGACGGAGCACAUGCCCCGGUCCAAGAUUGACUUUUAUCCCGAAGAAGUCGAAGUGCACACCGAGGCUACUCUCGCCACGCUAUUUGAUGAUUUCUAUCUCGAGGCACGUCGUCUGCAAAAGGCAUAUGCCGGACACAUUCAGCUUCUUGUGGGCUUCGAAAUAGAGUGGAUCCGGGACGCUUCUCUGCAGUCCAUCCAGGACUUGUUGCAGAAGUAUCCUGUUGACCUGUUCGUGGGCAGUGUGCAUCACCUUCAUACCAUUCCGAUCGACUUCGAUACCCCCAUGUAUCAUCAAGCGCGAGAUAUUGCAGGUGGUACUGACGAGCGCGUGUACGAGGAUUAUUUCGAUUCACAAUACGAAAUGCUCCAGGCGUUGAAGCCGCCCGUGGUCGGGCACUUCGACCUCAUCAGAUUGAAGAGCGAUGAACCUGACAGAAGCUUCCGUACGUGGCCAGGAGUCUGGAGCAGAAUUGAGCGUAAUCUCAGAUUCAUUGCUGGUUAUGGUGGUGUGGUGGAGCUCAACACGAGUGCCAUCAGAAAAGGAAUGGAUGAAGCGUAUCCGCAAAGCGAAAUCUGCAAAGAAUUCAGAGAUAUGGGCGGUCACUUCACACUCUCAUGUGACUCUCACGGAGUGGAGCAAGUGGGUCUCAACUACGCCAAGGCAUUGGAGAGGAAUAUUUCCCGAGCGGGCAUAACUGAGCUGUUCUAUCUGGCGCCCACGACUGAGAGGACGAAGGUGCAUGAUGAACGCUUCCCGAAUGUGUCUUGGCAAUGCUUGCCAAUCGAGACUCUCAAGGCACAUCAGUUCUUCCAGGCGCGGGCUCCUCACGCAGGGACCAGUCACGCGUGAAGUAUCGUGACAAGAUGGGUGACCACAGCAUGCCUAGGCUCGGCAGCCCUGCCAGCGUACCAUAGUGGCAUAGUCGACGGCGUGGACGUGAAAUCCGAGGUACAUAGUGGAUGGCUAUACUCGAUCGUCAGGGCCCUCCCGACGAGCGUCCGCAGCCCUUAGCCCUUACGCACCAUACCCCCACGCUCGCAAUCUCAACGACAAUCGCGCUCGCCGAACACUUUUGAUAGGUGUCGUAAUGUCGAUUUUUCGAUUCGCCCGUGCUCGCGGGCCGUUCACCGUCGGUCUUGGACGGGGGCCCUGGACACCAACCCAGCUGCACCAAAGUUUAUGGAGGCGACAGGUCACAACGGCCGGACAUAUACUGUACACUGGCAAACUUGCUCGCCCAGCUCACGCGAACAUUGAAUGACACCGUGUAUCCCGCAACCCAUGUCCCGCGUGCUUCCUUGUGGCGCGGCAUCACAAAUACGGACCACCUAUCCCUCGCCGAAGCCACCAGUCGCACGACGCUGCAUCCGCGGCGGAAGUCCUACUACUGUUCAACUCGACUUGAAACGCAACAAGCAGGAAUUUCGAAUACAAAGCCAAUGGAUUGGUAUCAUGGGGCUUCGCGGGAGAUAGGAUACCCAUGGGUAUAUCCAGAAUUCACGCCGUAAGUAGUCCGAAUCUCGGGCUGCUCUUUCUCCGCCUCAGAGACUCCCACUUGUCGACCUGGUUGCACCAACGC